AUGACUACUUAUUUUGAAUACGGUGUAAAACUUACAGAUGGGCAAAAGUCAAAAUUAGCUUCUGCAAUAUUAAAUAAAUCACCACUAACUCUUCGAUUAAAACACUCACAUCUUCGAGGUUCUGAUGAGUUAAUGUUAACAAAAAGACAAAUUUCUAAAAUAAAAAAAUCUAUUGCAAACGGAACAGGAUCAGAUAUAAAGAUAAGUAAAACACAGAUUAGACGUUCUGUAAAACAUGGUGGAAACUUAUUUUCAUCACUUGCUUCUCUUGGAGCAAAAGUUCUACCUUACGCAAUUAAAGGAGUUUCAAAAGUUGUUCCUGCAUUGGCUACUGGAGCUGCUACUGCACUUGGAGAAAUUGGUCUAAAUAAAAUAUUUGGAAAAGGAAUAACAAUCCCCCCACAGUUUUUCCCAAUGUUACCACCUCUUGUAAGAGAAUUUACCAAAUCACAAAUAAAUCAAAUUAACAAAGCUUAUCAAACAGGAGGAAAAUUAGUUAUAAAACCAACUCGUAAACAGGUAGAAGGAGGAUUUCUUGGAACUCUUGCAUCUAUUGGAAUUCCAAUGGCAAUUAGUUUAGUAUCUAAGAUGUUUGGAUCUGGACUGCAGGUUGAUAGAAGUGGAUCAUCUAAUACAGCAAAUGUUUACGUUCCACCUCCCCCACCAACACAUGGUGAAGGUUAUCCUUAUCACUCACCACCCUUUAUCGGUACUUGGGAAAACCCAAUUGGAAUGGGAGUUAAAAAAAAAAAGGUCCAAAUCCAGGGGAAAAGGACUACUACUAGGAAAAAACAGCCCAUUCAACUCAAUUCCCAUUCUCGGCACCAUUUUGUAAUUAAACCUCUAUCCAACUUUGACCUCAUGGAAUGGGUAAAGAAACUUGGUAUUAAACAUUUCAGAGGGGUGUUUAGUCGCGAUAGACUACCUAAUAAGAUAAAAAAAGAAUGUGGAAUAAUUAAUCUAGAUGAUAUUCAAGGUCCUGGAACACACUGGGUUUGUUAUAGAAAUAUAGACAAUGUAGUUGAGUACUUCGAUCCAUUUGGACUGAUAAUGCCAAAUGAAGCAUUAAAGUAUUUUCAUACUUCUGAAAAACGAAUAGUUUACUCAACAGAUGAAAUACAAAAUCGCAAUACUGUUCUAUGUGGUUAUUGGUGUUUAUAUUAUCUGUUUGAGAGACAACGGGGUAGUAGUAUUUUAGAUGUAAUACAUAACCCACAUUUUGACAACGACAACAGCGAUUUUAUAAAAGCAUACUUUGGUAGGUAA
Messenger RNA from Porites evermanni, 1266 nucleotides. Lineage: Eukaryota; Metazoa; Cnidaria; Anthozoa; Scleractinia; Poritidae. The record is from the annotation of a GenBank genome assembly.